AUGCCAUCAGAACAUUUGCUUCGCAUGGGGGCCCUUGGCGCUUUCACGACAGCCCUCUAUGCAUCAUCUGCCCUAGCUACGGCUGAUGACUUUGACGUGCUGAAAUAUGUCGAUCCUCUGAUCGGAACUGCCAAUGGAGGUCAUGUAUUUGCCGGCGCGACGUUGCCAUUUGGCAUGGCAAAAGCCGUUGCAGACACAUCGGGCGAAAACCAGGCUGGCUUCGCUUAUGACACGGAAGUUGUCACCGGGUUUUCUCACAUGCACGACUCUGGUACCGGCGGCUCUCCAUCGAUGGGCAAUUUCCCCAUUUUCCCUCAGCCGAGUUGUCCUGGCGAUGAUAUCAAGCAGUGCAGAUGGCAGCAGUCAGACCGAGAGGUGACCUGGAACCGGGACUCCCCUGAUGCCCACCCUGGCUAUUUCGGCAUUUCAUUGGCCAACGGCGUUCACGCAGAGAUGACUGUUACGAAUCGAUCUGCCUUGUACCGGUUCAAAUUCAAUAAAACUUCCAGCGAACCGCUUAGCCCUGUCAUUCUGGUGGAUUUGAUGGAUUUGCCUCAAUCACGAACUAAGGGAGCUGCCAACGUCGAUCGCUCAACUGGUCGGCUUUCUGGAAGUGGUACUUUCAGCCCAAGCUUUGGAAUUGGUAGUUAUGAGUCCUAUUUCUGCGUUGACUUCAAGGGAGCAGAGCUUCGCGACACUGGAUCCUGGUCUGAAAAUGGCAUUGACUUCAACAAGUCGAGCUUGUCGCUUGAUGCCAACUCAUCUUCGAUGAUAUCCGCUGGCACAUUUGCCAGAUUCUACAGCCCAAAAGAUGACACUAUUCUCGCCCGAGUCGGUGUCAGCUUCAUAAGCGCCGCUCAGGCAUGCUCCAACGCAGAGCGAGAGCAGCCUGACUUCGACUUUGAAGGCACCGUCUCUGCGGCCGAGGCUGCUUGGCGACAGAAGCUGGAAGUCAUCUCUGUGGAUGCCGAAGGAGUUUCAUCUGAGCUGCAGGAGGUCUUUUGGAGCGGAGCAUACCGCACAUUGAUCAGCCCUCAAGACUAUACAGGAGAGAAUCCCUUGUGGAAAAGCGACGAGCCAUAUUAUGACAGCUACUACUGCUUGAUUGACAUCUACCGACAUGAGGGCUUUUUGCCCGACUGCCGCAUGUCACUUUGCAAGGGCAACACACAGGGUGGGUCCAACGCGGAUGUGUUGAUGGCAGAUGCGUAUUUGAAAAAGGUUGAAGGCAUCGACUGGGAGACUGCCUACGAGGCUGUUGUUAAGGACGCGGAGGUUGAACCUGCGAACUGGGAUGUUGAGGGGCGCGGUGGUCUUCACAGUUGGAAGAACCUCGGCUAUAUUCCGUUCCAAGACAUUGAUCCGUACGGCCAAGGCACGCAUACUCGCAGCGUUUCGCGGACGGUGGAAUAUGCGUACAAUGAUUUCUGCAUUGCUGAGAUGGCGAUGGGUAUGGGGCACCAUGCGGAUUAUGAGAAAUACACCACACGAGCCGGAAACUGGAUUCACGUAUUCAAGCCAGAUCAGAAGUCCAGCAUCAAAGGCGUUGACACUGGCUUCACUGGCUUCCUCCAGCCUCGCUACCCGAAUGGGACUUGGGCUUACCAGGAUCCGAUCUUUUGCAGUCCGUUAUUGAACUUCACAUCGUGUUAUCUGAACCCCGACGGCCACGAAACAUAUGAAGGCAGUGCAUGGAUGUAUACUUUCUAUGCACCCCACGACAUGGGCUCUCUGAUCAAGACACUCGGUGGCGCCGAAUCCUUCACAUCUCGCCUGCGCUACCUCCACGACUCAGGAUUGCUAUACGUAGGUGACGAACAAGCAUUUUUGCCGAUCUACCAAUACCACUACGCUGGACGACCUGGUCUCUCUGCGAACCAGAGCCAUUCCUAUAUUCCAUCUCAAUUCAAUACCACCGUGGCCGGAAUCGCUGGUAACGAUGACAGUGGUGCAAUGGGCUCUUUCGUGGUCCUGAGCAUGCUGGGCAUGUGGCCAGUCGCCGGUCAAGACGUGUACCUGAUUACUCCGCCAUACUUCAAGGAAGUCAGCAUUCGAAACCCGAUCACCAACAAGGUUGCCACUAUCCGCAACCUCAACUUUGACCCCAGUUAUAAAUCCAUUUACAUCCAGAGCGCCAAGUGGAAUGACAAGCCCUGGACCAAGAACUGGAUCACUCAUGACUUCUUUGCUGACGGUGGUGUCCUGGAACUCGAGCUUGGCCCCAAGGAGAGUGCAUGGGGAACUCAUGUUGAAGACCUUCCUCCCAGUAUCAGUAAAUACGAGUAA
Messenger RNA from Penicillium nucicola, 2286 nucleotides. RefSeq names its product glycoside hydrolase family 92 protein. Gene Ontology annotation, cellular component: nucleus; cytosol. Bases 1 to 2286 code for a protein of 761 amino acids. Gene Ontology annotation, molecular function: carbohydrate binding; peptide-N4-(N-acetyl-beta-glucosaminyl)asparagine amidase activity. The transcript is spliced from 5 exons. The record is from RefSeq and is a predicted model, not a curated record. Gene Ontology annotation, biological process: carbohydrate metabolic process; protein quality control for misfolded or incompletely synthesized proteins; protein deglycosylation. NCBI's taxonomy places the organism in Eukaryota, Fungi, Ascomycota, Eurotiomycetes, Eurotiales, Aspergillaceae.